Medioppia subpectinata is the source of this 6384-nucleotide messenger RNA. The record is from the annotation of a GenBank genome assembly. Lineage: Eukaryota; Metazoa; Arthropoda; Arachnida; Sarcoptiformes; Oppiidae.
AUGAUAAAACCUCAUUGCAAUCCGAAACACAAUGAAUUCUGUUUGCGUUUCUCAUUCCCUACAGUAGUUACACGUGUUUUGAGUUCUGACUCUAAAACUGUAGAUCCAAUGGUCGGUCGCAGGAAAUUAGUACCAGAUUUUGAAUCAGUUAAGAGUGUAGACAGCAAUGAUCUCAUACACAAUUCUCGGCCCAAUUCAGGCCAACCCAACACCACAGACAGGGCGUCGGUUAUUGACAAUCAGCCGAAGCCUAAUGAUAAUUAUAUGGACGACACGUUAGCACCGGAUACUGAAUACCGGCAAAGCUAUACCUGGAAUAAAAUUUCCUCAAAUAAUAAUAACGACAAUAAUUACUCCGAAGAAAAUUUAAGUCAAUCAGAAUACAAGUCAUCCUUCGGUUGGCCGAAGAAUGCAAGAGAAACUCAACACAAGGAGUUUGAGACGACAACAGUUCCCGGGAAAGCGGUUCCCGUAGAGAACACAAUGAAGAAGUCAUUAACAAUGUCCAGUUUGAGUGAAGUGGCCGACAGACCAGAAGAGACAUCAAAUGCGGCUCCGAGUCACGAACCGAAGACCAAAAAAAGUGAAUACAACGCCAAGUUUAGGCCAUUUUCUGCAUACAUUUACGUGUCGGGCAAUGGAUUCAAAAAGCCCAAGAAUGUGGACGCAAUGGAUGAGGUGGACAAAGUGAAGAACUGGUACUCAGAGGUGGAGGAACGCAGCAGACAAGCCAAUCACUACAAGACUCGGUCACAAUUAGGUCAUCCGGUGGCGAGUGAAGGGUUGAACCAAAUCUACUCUCAGGGCUCGAUAUGGAAUAACUAUCACAGAGACCGCAAUCUUCAGGCACUGGCCUUAGAGACCACUCAAAAGAUCAUCGAAGAGAAGAAACAGGAGAGAAGCGGUCGAGCAGUCGCGUCGGCCCCCAAAACAGGCCGUAAAAGAUGUUUAAGUUCUGCUCCGCCGACACUCAGAUCUCAAGUACACAACACCACUAACGCAACGGUUCGCACAAAAUCGCCGCAAACUUUACAUUCUCGUUCCGCUGACAGACAACCGAAAAAAUUGCCAAAAACGGCUCCAAUCGCUGCAACUCCUAAACCCGAGGGAAAGAUUUGGUUAAAACCCAAACCGAAGCCACAGGAGUCGACAGUUGAGAAGAAACCAGUGCCCAAACACUUGCCAUUAGAUUCCAAUGCAAACGAAAGUAAAGUCCCGAAUCUUAACGAAAGGAUUGGAUCAAAGUCUUCACAUCAACAGUCAUCUCAUCCAAAAAGUGAAGCAAUUAAGAGCUCUAAAGGGCCGGCAAAAGCGGCCGCACAUCCCGUGCCAUCAGAUACCGUCAAACAGAGCACACAUAAUAAGUCUAACAAAGAGAUUACAAAACCGCAAACACUUGAUUCAAAUGAAACAAAUAAAAUGAAAAUCAAUUUGAAUGAAGAAAACAAUGCGAACACUAAAAGAAGAUUUAGUGUCGAAAAGUCACCCAUAAGUGGUAAUGCCGAGAAUGAAGUACUCAUACAAAUCCAUUCAAACGGAUCGCUUUGGAAUCAAAGGGAUCGCAAUUUACAGCAAUCGGAGACUUCGCCCAAUAGUGUCACUAAAUCGUUACCUCUUAAAGAUAAGUCUUUAAGUGUUUCCGAAAGCAGUGAUAAUACACUGAAAGACAGCCAUAAUAUAGAUGACAGUCAAACAAACACUAAACCCGCCGACAGUUUUAUGAGUGUCACAGAAAAAAGUGAUGAAAAUCAAGUGAAAGAAACCAUUGAUUUUGAUCCAAAACAGAUAGAAGUUGAGGCAAAUUCUCAAAUUGUUACUAAUUAUGACAAACAGAGUCCACAAAUAGUCGACUCGCAAACAUUGUCUGAAAAAGUUGAACACAUUAAAUCUAAUAACACUGGCAGUGAUAAUAAUGACAAACCUCAACACAUUGUUAAUCCUAAUAUUGUUGAAAUACCAUUAGAAAUACAAAACAAAGACAAAUCUUUGACUAUUACUGAAAAUAGUGAUAAAACCAUAGAAUCACACGAUAUGUCUGUAGAAUCUAUAGAUAGGAAGAGCUCUAUCGAUAACAGGAAAGAGAGUGAACAAGAAUUAUUGGCAAUUAAUCCCCAAAUGAUUGAUAAGUCAAUAGUUCCCGAAGAAUAUUCUGAAAAUUCUCAGAUUUUAGACAAAUCAAGUGAUUCUAAAGAUAACUCUUUGUCUGAAGAGAAACCAAUUAAAGUCGACCUUAAUGUUGACGACAAGUCAUUAGAAUCUAUCGAUAGUUCGGUUGAUAUCACGAAAGAUAGUAUUGAAAAUCUCUCAACAGUUGACUCCGAUAUUACGGACAGAGCUAUAGAUUCUGACGACUCGUCUCUGAUUAUUGACAAAAUAAUUGAUACUAAAGACAAAUCUUUGAAUGAAGAAAAACAAUUAAAAGUUAGUCCUAAUGUAAUGGACAUACAAUUAAAUGUCACAAAUAAGGACAAUGAGUCUGAUAUUGUUAGUGAUGGUAAAGACAUUACAGACAAACCAAUUGAUUCUUUGAGUGUUACUACAGAAAGUGAUGAAAAGUCAUCGCUAACCACACAUCAAACAAUUGACAAAUCUUUGAGUGAAUCUUCGAGUAUCUCUAUGGAUAGUCAAGAAACACCGUCAGUAAUCAAUUUAACCACUGAUAACAAAUCGAAAGACAUCUCUUUGAAUGUCUCUAAGGAUGAUAAAGAGGUGUCUUUGGAUGUCAGCCAUACUAUUGCUGAGAUUGAAAUAGAUAUUAAAAAUAAGGAGAAAUCAGAUGAAAAUCAAUUGAAAGAAAGCACAGAUUUUGACGACAAACCAAUUGAAACUCAAGAAAAUCUUCGCAAAAUCUCUAUUGCGAAAGAAAAGAACUUAUUGUUUGAAACAACUGAGAAACAGAUUGAGUCAAACAAUAAUAUUCCUGAAAAGAGUGGUAAAAUUGAAGAGAAAGUGAGUCCUAAUACUAUUGACAAAACGUUAGAAUCGAAACCUAUUGACAAUUCUUUAUAUAAUGAAAAAGUAUUGUUGAGCCUUAAUGUUGAGGACAAGUCACCAGAAUAUAGUUCUUUAAAUAUCACCAAAGAUGUCAAAGAAAAACCUUUGGAAACUUUUGCUGAGAAUGAAACAGAUAUUAGUAAUAAAGAUAACACAUUAAGUGUUUCUGCAAAGGAUUCUGAAACUCAGUUGAAAGAAAGCACUGGUUUUGAUGUGAAACCGAUUGAAACUAAAAAAAGCUCACAAAUUAUCACUAAUAAUAACAAAGAGAGUCCGCAAAGAGUCGGUUCUGACACAAUGUCUGAAACAUUUGAUGAACACAUCAAAUCCGAUAACAAUGAUAAACCUCAACAAAAGAUCUCUAUCGAUAACAUUAAAGAAUUAUCGGCAAUCAAUCCCCAAAUGAUUGAUAAGUCAAUAGUUCCCGAAGAAUAUUCUGAAAAUUCUCAGAUUUUAGACAAAUCAAGUGAUUCUAAAGAUAACUCUUUGUCUGAAGAGAAACCAAUUAAAGUCGAGUCAAUUAUUACUGAAACACCAAUUGAUGCUAAAAACACAAACAAUACAUCGAUGUCUUCACACCAACAGUUAUCUCAUCCAAAAAGUGAAACAAUUAAUAGCUCUGAAGAGCCGGCAAAAGCGGCCGCACAUCCCGUGCCUAACAAAGAGAUUACAAAACAACAAACACUUGAUUCAAAUGAAAUAAAUAAAAUGGAAAUCAAUUUGAAUGAAGAAAACAAUGCAAACACUAAAAGAAGAUUUAGUGUCGAAAUGUCACUCAUAAGUGGUAAUGCCGAGAAUGAAGUACUCAUACAAAUCCAUUCAAACGAAUCGCUUUAUAAUCAAAGAGAUCGCAAUUUACAGCAAUCGGAGACUUUGCCCAAUAGUGUCACUAAAUCGUUACCUCUUAAAGAUAAGUCUUUAAGUGUUUCCGAAAGCAGUGAUAUUACACCAAAAAGUCCACAAAUAGUCGACUCGCAAACAUUGUCUGAAAAAGUUGACGAAUACUUUGAAUCUAAUAACAAUGGCAGUGAUAAUAAUGGCAAACCUCAACAUAUAAGCUCUAUCGAUAUCACUAAAGAGAGUGCACAGGAAUUAUUGACAAUUCAUCCCCAAAUGAUUGAUAAGUCAAUUGGUAUCGAAGAAUAUUCUGAAAAUUCUCACAAUUUAGACAAAUCAAAUAUCAGUGACAGAGGGCUAGAUUCCGGCGACUCGUCUCUGAAUACUGAUAUAACUUUUCAGUUAAAAGACAAAUCUUUGACUAUUAAUGAAAAUAGUAGUAAAACCAUAGAAUCACACGAUAUGUCUGUAGAAUCUAUAGAUAGGAAGAGCUCUAUUGAUAUUACCAAAGAGAGUGCACAGGAAUUAUUGGCAAUUAAUUCCCAAAUAAUUGACAAGACAAUUGGUAUCGAAGAAUAUUCUGAAAAUUCUCACAUUUUAGACAAAUUAAGUGAUAUUAAAGAUAACUCUUUGUCUGAAGAGAAACUAAUUAACGUCGAGUCAAUUAUCACUGAAACAGACAAUUCAUCGAUGUCUUCACACCAACAGUUAUCUCAUCCAAAAAGUGAAGCAAUUAAUAGCUCUGAAGGGCCGGCAAAAGCGGCCGCACAUCCCGUGCUAUCAGAUAACGUCAAACAGAGCACACAUAAUAAGCCUAACAAUGAGAUUACAAAACAACAAACACUUGAUUCAAAUGAAACAAAUAAAAUGGAAAUCAAUUUGAAUGAAGAAAACAAUGCAAACACUAAAAGAAGAUUUAGUGUCGAAAAGUCACCCAUAAGUGGUAAUGCCGAGAAUGAAGUAUUCAUUCAAAUCCAUUCAAACGAAUCGUGUUAUAAUCAAAGGGAUCGCAAUUUACAGCAAUCGGAGACUUCGCCCAAUAGUGUCACUAAAUCAUUACUCCUUAAAGAUAAGUCUUUAAGGGUUUCCGAAAGCAGUGAUAUUACACCAAAAGACAGCCAUAAUAUAGAUGACAGUCAAACAAACACUAAACCCGCCGACAAUUCUAUGAGUGUCACAGAAAAUAGUGAUAAAAUUCAAAUAGAAUUUGAGAGUCCACAAACAAUAGUCGACUCGCAAACAUUGUUUGAAAAAGUUGACGAAUACAUUGAAUCUAAUAACAAUGGCAGUGAUAAUAAUGACAAACCUCAACACAUAGUUAAUCCCAAUAUUGUUGAAAUACCACUAGAAAUACAAAAUAAAGACAAAUCUUUGACUAUUAAUGAAAAUAGUGGUAAAACCAUAGAAUCACACGAUAUGUCUGUAGAAUCUAUAGACAGGAAGAGCUCUAUCAAUAUCACUAAAGAGAGUGCACAGGAAUUAUUGGCAAUUAAUCCCCAAAUGAUUGAUAAGUCAAUUGGUAUCGAAGAAUAUUCUGAAAAUUCUCACAUUUUAGACAAAUCAAGUGAUAUUAAAGAUAACUCAUUGUCUAAAGAGAAACCAAAUAAAGUCGAGUCAAUUAUUACUGAAACACCAAUUGAUACAAAGAAAACCAAUACUUUGAAUAAGGAAAUUGAAUUUGAAUCACACGAUAUGUUUGUAGAAUCUAUAGACAGGAAAAGCUCUAUCGAUAUCACUAAAGAGAGUGCACAGGAAUUAUUGGCAAUUAAUCCCCAAAUGAUUGAUAAGCCAAUUGGUAUCGAAGAAUAUUCUGAAAAUUCUCACAUUUUAGACAAAUCAAGUGAUUCUAAAGAUAACUCAUUGUCUAAAGAGAAACCAAUUAAAGUCGAGUUAAUUAUUACUAAAACACCAAUUGAUGCUAAAAACACAAACAAUACAUCGAUGUCUUCACUCCAACAGUUAUCUCAUCCAAAAAGUGAAGCAAUUAAUAGCUCUGAAGGGCCGGCAAAAGCGGCCGCACAUCCCGUGCCUAACAAAGAGAUUACAAAACAACAAACACUUGAUUCAAAUGAAAUAAAUAAAAUGGAAAUCAAUUUGAAUGAAGAAAGCAAUGCAAACACUAAAAGAAGAUUUAGUGUCGAAAAGUCACCCAUAAGUGGUAAUGCAGAGAAUAAAGAACUCAUACAAAUCCAUUCAAACGAAUCGCUUUAUAAUCAAAGAGAUCGCAAUUUACAACAAUCGGAGACUUCGCCCAAUAGUGUCACUAAAUCGUUACCCCUUAAAGAUAAGUCUUUAAGUGUUUCCGAAAGCAGUGAUAUUACACUGAAAGACAGUCAUAAUAUAGAUGACAGUCAAACAAACACUAAACCCGCCGACAAUUCUAUGAGUGUCACAGAAAAAAGUGAUAAAAAUCAAAGUCCACAAAUAGUCGACUCACAAACAUUGUCUGAAAAAGUUGACGAAUACAUUGAAUCUAAUAACAAUGGCAGUGAUAAUAAUGGCAAACCUCAACACAUAAGCGCUAGAUUCCGGCGACUCUUCUCCGAAUACUGA